Molecule: messenger RNA, 1080 nt
Organism: Cordyceps fumosorosea ARSEF 2679
Lineage: Eukaryota; Fungi; Ascomycota; Sordariomycetes; Hypocreales; Cordycipitaceae
Product: Arginine-tRNA-protein transferase
Exons: 2
Coding region: 1-1080 (359 amino acids)
Biological process (GO): TRAMP-dependent tRNA surveillance pathway; nuclear mRNA surveillance; exonucleolytic trimming to generate mature 3'-end of 5.8S rRNA from tricistronic rRNA transcript (SSU-rRNA, 5.8S rRNA, LSU-rRNA)
Cellular component (GO): nuclear exosome (RNase complex); cytoplasmic exosome (RNase complex)
Source: RefSeq, a predicted model, not a curated record
AUGGCGACGCAACAAGCGCUCUUCUCGCCAGCCGAGCUCGCGUACCUGCACAGCUCGCUGCGGCUGCGGCCGCCGAUCCGGCCCGACGGCCGCUCGCCGACCCAGUUCCGCCCGCUGACGGCCGAGACGGGCAUCCUGCCGGGCACCAACGGCAGCGCGCGGGUGUGCUUCGCCGACGGCACCGAGGCCAUUGUGGGCGUCAAGGCCGAGGUAGAGCGGACGGCCGAGGGCCGCGCGGUCGGCGCGGAGGACCGGCUCGAGGCGAGCGAGGCGCACCGCGCGGGCCCGGAGGCGGAGGAGGGCGACCGCGCGCGGCAGGCCCGCGAGGAUUGGCUGGAGAUGACGGUGGAGAUUCCUGGGCUGCGCGACGAUGAUGCCGCGACGGUGUUUCUGGCGGAGAUGCUGCGCGAGGCGCUGCUCGCGGACGGCGAGUUUGCGGGCAAGCUGUGGAUCAACCGUCGCUUCCACUGGCGGUUGUACCUGGAUAUCCUGCUGAUAUCACCGCCCCUGUCGUACCCCCUCCCGCUGCUCUCCCUCACCACGCACCUGGCGCUGCUGUCGACGCGCCUCCCGCGGCUCAAGUCCGAGGGCGACGAGGACCCGCUGUUCGACGAUGACUGGGACGCCUCGACGCUGCUGUACCCGCGCGACGCCGCGACGACGACGUGCCCGCGCCCCCCGGUCACGCUGUUGGUCGUGGCGGUCGGCGACAACGUCAUCUUUGACCCUGCGCGGGAGGAGCUCGCCGUCGCGGAGACGGCGCUGGCCGUGUCCGUGGCCGAGGUGCGCAGGCGGCCGACGGCUGAGGAUGGCGGCGGCCGGGAGCUGCGGCUGCUGUCGAUGCGCACGAUCGACCCCCCGAGCAGGCUGACGCCGCCGGGCGUGCCGCAUGCGGCCGGGGGCGCCGCGCCGGCGCCGACGAAGCAGACGGACCAGGGGGCGACGGAGCCGGGCGUGUGGAAGGCGCCGCUGGGAGGCAUCAAAUUUGGCGUGGUGGACGCGAUUGUGCAGGCGGUGCUGGAGAAGGGCGGCGUGGCGGACGAGGUCCUCGACGGGCUUGAGGGCGUGGAGCUGGCAUAG